GGCAAAAAACAAAAAAAAGAAAAUGUUUAGCAGAGGGGAUUUGAUCGAAGUGUGCAGCAAGGAAACUGGGUUCGUGGGCUCUUACUAUGCAGCCACGGUGGUAUCUCAGUUGAGAAAAGACUUGUUCGUGGUGCAGUACAAGGAUCUCGUAGAAGGGGUUAUCAACAUGCAACCUUUGGUGGAGACUGUCCGACUCAACGAACUCCGACCGGUGCCACCCCAGAUUGAUAGUAACGAUGAUGAGUUUGGGUAUCUUGACCAGGUCGAUGCCUUCGACAACGAUGGUUGGUGGGUGGGAAGGGUUUAUGGGAGAACAGACGACGAUAAUUACGUUGUCUACUUCGAAACCACCGGCGAUGAGAUUGCUUAUUCUCGUUCUCGCUUGAGGGUUCAUCUUGAUUGGGUCAAGGGAAAGUGGGUUUCUUGCAACAAUAACAAGGUUGAUUACAGGGAAGGCCGCGAUCCGCGGAGCGUGGACGAGAAUCGGAAGGGAACAAACGCCGGAGAUUGA
Messenger RNA from Humulus lupulus (European hop), 511 nucleotides. Its product is annotated as protein AGENET DOMAIN (AGD)-CONTAINING P1-like. The transcript has 2 exons. Lineage: Eukaryota; Viridiplantae; Streptophyta; Magnoliopsida; Rosales; Cannabaceae. The record is from RefSeq and is a predicted model, not a curated record. Bases 23 to 511 code for a protein of 162 amino acids.